UGGCUGUCGUUUUUCUUAGAACUUUUCUCUGUUUCACACUUAUCCGUUGUCCUUUUAUUCCUUCUCUAUCAUCUCUUUGCUUCCCAUUCAAGUUCUUCAGAGUUUUUUAAUUUACCGUUUAGAACUCGUCGUUAACUUCAAGCAACUGUCUCUCUCUUUCUUUCUUUUUUUCAAAACGUUAGGUUAGACAUAUGCCACAAAUCUAACGCUGAAAAGCAGAAGUAAAGGCCAACUUUUAAAACUCGGUGACUGACUUACUGACUGACUCACCGAGUCAAUUUUUUCCAAUUUAAAGGUGGGCUUAAUAAUAAUUUUUUCUGUGGAACAGCAAAUUCUGAAAUAAAAAAGCAAAAAGGAAGAAGAAUCUGUGGAUAGAUGGGGAGUCUGGUAGAAGAGAUUGAAGGGGAGCGAGAAUACGAUGUUGAGGAGACUAUAUUUGUUGCGGUGGGGAAGAAUGUGGAGAAGAGCAAAACGACGCUUUUUUGGGCGGUUCAGAACUUUCCCGGGAAAAGGAUAUGCGUGCUUCACGUUCAACAGCCUCCUCAUGUACUUGCAUUGACCCAAGGAAAGCUUGCUCGCAAUAAAUUGAAACAGCAUGCAGUUGAGGCAUUCCAGAAACUUGAAAGACCAAAAAUGCAUGAACGCUUAGAGGAAUACAUGCUUAUUCUUGACCAUGCAGGGGUACAGGCAGAUACAGUGUGGAUAGAGAUGGACAGUGUUGAAAAGGGGAUUGUAGAAAUUAUAGUUCGGCACAGUGUCAGAUGGCUUGUCAUGGGGGCAGCAGCAGAUAAAUAUUAUUCAAAGAAACUACUACAACCAAAGUCCAAGAAAGCAAUCUUUGUAUGCCAAAUGGCGCCAGUUUCUUGUCAUAUAUGGUUUGCUUGCAAGGGUUACCUCAUCUUUACAAGAAUAGGUGGAAAAGAUAGAUCUAACAUAGAGAUUGCAACUUUAUCACCACCACUGGAUUCACCUGUAAGAACAGUGCAAUUGGAGUUCUUGUCAUCAGAAUCUGUACAUAGGGUGAGAUCUCUAGAUGUAGAGGAAGAUACUGAUGUUAUAAAAGGAAAAUUAAGGCCUGUUUCCUGGUGUUCAGAACAUCUAAACCUGUCUAGCAGUGAAGUGGCUGACACUUAUGGAUCAAUCCCUUUGCAGAGAGAUGAGGAAGAAGAAUAUCAAGGACAAGCGAGUAAUGUAACUGAUCAACUACUAGAACUAUCAAUUAUGGAUGAUCACAACUUAAAGCAAAACAUGUUUGCAGAGACAGUGAAGCAAUGGAAGGAGGAAAAUGAUGCCAUGGAGGCAAAAUGCAAGGCAAAGGCUUUAGAAUGCUUAUGCGUGAAGGAGAUGAGCCGAAGAAAAGAGAUGGAGGAAUUGCUUGAAAGAGAAAAGAAAGAAGUACAAAAGAUGAAGGAUCAGCGUGAUGAACUUAUGAAAGAACUCCAGGUGGUUAAGGACCAGACGAAAGUACUUGAGAGCCAAAUUGCUGAUUCCCAAUGCACAGUGGAGGAGUUGGACGAGAAGUUCUUCUCAGCUGUGGAACUUUUAAUUAGUUUUAAGAAAAAGCGGGAUGACAUGCAGAUAGAGCAUGGAAAUGCCAUAAGAGUAUUGAAAGAUUUAAGGAAAUUGGUAAAUGGUGAAAAUGCAAGCUUUCCAGGGACACAAAUCCUUGAAUUUUCUUUCAUGGAGAUUAAUAAUGCCACUCGCAACUUUGAUCCAUCCUGGAAGAUUGGAGAAGGAAAAUAUGGAAGUGUAUAUAAGGGUCUCCUUCGCCAUGUGCAUGUUGCUAUAAAAAUGUUGCCCUCAUAUGGCUGUCAAAGCCUCUUGGAAUUUGAGAAUGAGGUAGAGAUUUUAAGUCGGGUGCGACAUCCAAAUCUGAUCAUGAUAAUUGGAACUUGCCCAGAAUCUAGGUCACUUGUCUUUGAGUACCUCAGAAAUGGCAGCCUAGAAGACCGCCUUGCCUGCAAAAAUAACACUCCGCCUCUUCCAUGGCAAACUCGAACUCGCAUUGCUUCUGAGAUAUGCUCUGCCCUUAUCUUCCUUCACUCUAAUAAGCCUUGUAUUCCCCAUGGGAACUUAAAACCCUCUAAAGUCCUUCUUGAUGCCAAUUUUGUGUCCAAGCUCAGUGAUAGUGGCAUCUAUCGCUUGAUCCCACAAGGUGAAAGGACAGAUAUUUCUGCUUCAUCAUGUACUAAAGCUAACCCUGAGGUUGCCUCUGUAUAUAUGGAUCCGGAGUAUCUUGAGAAUGGAAAAGUUACUCGAGAAUCUGAUGUGUACUCAUUAGGGAUGCUACUCUUACGACUGUUGACUGGGAGACCAGCUUUGGGGCUCUUGAAAGAUGUAAAAUGUGCAAUAGAGACAGAAAACUUUAACAUGGUGUUGGACUGGUCAGCUGGAGACUGGCCACUUGCAGAAGCCCAACUCUUGGCUCACUUGGCAUUAAGGUGUUGUGAAAAGCUGCCAUUGAAUCGACUGGACCUUGUGUCAGAAAUAUGGAGUGUGCUUGGGCCAAUGAGUGAGUCAUGUAUCAACUCAGCAUCAUGCUUGGGAGCUAAGGAGCGCUGUCGGAUCCCUUCUCAUUUUGUCUGCCCAAUUUUUCAGGAGGUCAUGGAAGAUCCACUAAUAGCAGCAGAUGGCUUCACAUAUGAGGCAGAUGCUAUUAGAGGAUGGUUGGAAAGUGGCCAUGACAGAUCACCAAUGACAAAUCUUAAGCUUGAACACUGCAGUCUGGUCCCUAAUUAUGCUCUUCAUCAAGCAAUUCAAGAGUGGCAACAACAAUGGUGAUAUAUAUCUUGUAUUCAUUUUCUGUACAUCUGCCUAUAUAUUUACCAUAUCAAUCCAACCUUCAUAACUAUUCAACCACCAGAACCGAUUAAACUAUAUGGCAUGCUCAUCCUCUCAUGUACAGCUCAAGGGAUUUCAGUGCCGUGCUGAAUCAGAAGUUUCAUUCUAUCCAUUCUUUUUACAAAUGUUUCAGUUUUGUCCAGGACCGGGAUGCUUGUACAGUUUUUGACUCUCAUUUAGAGGGAAGUUGACGGAUGGACUUGAUUGCUCCAAUUGAGGUUCAACUCAAUUGGAAUGUUUUGACGGUCACAGGUGAAACUUCAUGUAUAAGUAACAGUGGAAUGUUGCCCAAGUGAUGCAAGGGCUUUUUUUUUUUUUAAUUUCUAAUAAAAGGAUAAUAAUUUAAGAAAUGCUUUGUUUACAA
Messenger RNA from Theobroma cacao (cacao), 3205 nucleotides. Lineage: Eukaryota; Viridiplantae; Streptophyta; Magnoliopsida; Malvales; Malvaceae. The record is from RefSeq and is a predicted model, not a curated record.